Messenger RNA from Ceratosolen solmsi marchali, 512 nucleotides. RefSeq names its product acidic leucine-rich nuclear phosphoprotein 32 family member B. The transcript has 3 exons. The coding region runs from base 59 to 433 and encodes 124 amino acids. NCBI's taxonomy places the organism in Eukaryota, Metazoa, Arthropoda, Insecta, Hymenoptera, Agaonidae. The record is from RefSeq and is a predicted model, not a curated record.
ACAUUCAAUUCAAACCAACCACUCGCCCACACCACACGACACACACAGAACCGGCAGCAUGAGUACCAAGGAGAAUAGCGAGGUCGCCGUGGAGAAGGUGACGGAAAACGACAAGCCCAUCUCGGACGCCAAGUGCGAGCUCAAGGGCAUCAAGAGGGCGGCCGAGGAUAAGAAUGACGAACCUAAGAAACAAAAGAAGGAGGAGAAUGGCGAUGGUGAAAUAGAGGAAGACGAUGUCGAUGACGAAGUGGAAGCCGACGAGGAAGAGGUGGAAGAUAUCGAUGGAGAAGACGAUGAAGACGAGGACGAUAUUCCAGAACCCGACGACGAACUGGACGAUGGUGAAGAUGACGAGGAGGAUGACGCGGAGGCUGAGGCCGAAGCCGAAGCAGAAGCAGAAGCUGAAAUGGAUGAUGACGAGGACGACGUAUAAUGAAGGAAUGGAGAGCCGCGUGUAAGUAAGAAGGGAGGUGGAGGAGCCCGAUGGUGUGCCCGCAACCAUGUCGUCGUCG